UUUUACCAAGUUGUUGGUUAUGAAGACUAUUUCAUUAUCCAUUAAUGCAUUCAUUGGGAAAGUUUUUGCAUAUUCAUUUUUAAAUUUGGAUAAAUUUGGACAUAUGUUGUUGUUUCUUCUAUUUGUUAAAAAUUACACUAUAAAGCAAAUUUUGACUCAUAAUGACAUCCAAAAACUCAUUCCAAACAAUGUUUCAUUCAAGAAGAUUAAUCCAUCGUUAGCUAAUUUGGUCAAUUUCAAAGGUGAUUUUACUGAAUAUUUAUUUAUAGAGAGCCCGAAUCAAACUAAGCUGCAAAGUUUGAACUGUAUGAAACCUCCAAAAACUGCAUAUUUGGAUGAUUUGUUUAUUGAUUUGAAAGAUAACAAUUGGGUCAAAAAAUGGGCUGGUUUUGACAGUGAUAUUUUUUGUUCAUUUCUCAAACACUAUCUAUCUUUAUCCAUUGAUACUUUAGAUGCUUCCGUUUUGGAUUUUAAAGAAUUGUUUAAGUUGCCUGGGUUUAUCAUUAUCUAUGGUCAUAUCACUGAAAUUUUGGAAUCUAAUAUUAUGAUGAUUAAAAAAUUCAAAUCAACUCAAUCAAAAGAUACAAAUUAUAACAGCAAUUCUUCAACAUACAAUGCACUAAAGAAUUUCAACAUUUUUCUACAAAAGCUCCCAAUAAUAAAGAUCAUGAGAGUGAUUAGAGAUUUGGUUUAUGAAGGUGAUGAAAGAAAAAGCUCGAUGGUUAUCUCAAUGUUUGAAAAUAUCUUGUAUUCAAAGGCUAAAUGUGUCCAGGCUUUCAAUUCAGUAACUUGCGAAGCUAUUUACACUAUCUUCUUGGAAUUUUUACUACAUUUACAGAAUGAUCAAUAUUGUUUUACAAGAAAUUUGAAUUUAAGUUUCUGGAUAACAGGUUUGUUGAAAAUGCUGGGAACUGACAAUAUGAUUUGUCAAGCAAGGGCAUUAUCACAUUUAUUUAAUAUUUGGAACCUAAUACCAAAUGAUUCUUUCAUUAACCAGAAGAACAUUUUUGGAUAUGAUCCUUCAGAAUGGGUCAAGAAUCCAAAGAACUCAUUAUUGUUCAAUUUGUCAAAUCAUUUACUUUCACAAUCUGUUUGGGAAGCAUUUUUCAACCAUUGGCAUCCUCUUAUUCGUCAAUUUUAUCAAAGGUUAUUGGUGUUCAAGAUUAUUGGUAAUUCAACCGAUAACUACUCAAAUUAUUUGAACUUCAAAAAAGUGUUAAAAUCAAAUUUGGUAACCACAUUUGAGAUCUUUAGUGAGAAAACUGCUGAUUUAAACAUUUCUCCAAUAUUGAAUAUGGACUUAACCCCUGCAAAUCCAUUAUUGAAUAGAAAACUGAUAAUCUCACCAAUGGAAUCAUUUCAGUCAUCCAUCAAUAUACUGGAUAAUUUUGAUUCUUAUCAAUUUUUACAAAAUGGCGCUUAUUCAUCAAGAAAUUCUUCAUCUUCAACUUUGAUUAUUGAUUCCAAUAAAAAGAUUUAUGCCUAUGAUAUUUUUGAUGAAGCAAUAUAUUCAAGUUCAAUUGGUUCAACUUCAAAUAAUAAUCCAAGAACUUCUGUAUCUAAUUCAUCAACAAGAAAGAAUACACCAAAUUCAUCACCAUCCGUCACUCGUUCAUCAUCAGCAACAACAUUAGGGAGAGUUCCAAUCUUGGGAAGUGCUUUAAGUUUCUUCAAGAAAGUCAAUCACUCACAACCAACAAUAAAAGUUUCACCAAAUCCGUCACCCCUUUCAUCACCCCAAGCGUUGAGUUCUCCUUAUCAAGGACCAGAAGAUCAAGAUCCUUUGAAAAUUCGUCAAAGCACUACAUUACAUCCAGUUGCUUCAAUCUCGUCAUCAAGCUCUAGAUCACCAAGUUUCAAAACUCCUACUUCAUUACUAUCAUCACCAUCUUCAUCAUUAUCAGAGAUCUCAGAUGAAGAUCAAUUCAAUUCAUCCAGAAAAAAUAGACAGGUAUCUUCAAAUACUUUAAAUUCAUCAACUUCCAGCCGUCUAAGCUCUACUUCAUCUACAAGUUCUGUUUCCACUUCCACAACACCAAUGGAGUCAUUACCUACACCACCUGAGUUGUUAGUCAAAGUUCCAGAAGUAAAGAGAUUUAAAUUCAGAUUUCAAUUAACAAUAUCAAAUGAUCCUUCACAAUUGAGUCAUAGAAUUGUCAAUGCUAGCAAGACUUCUUCAAAGAAGUUCUUUCCUUCAGAAGGUCAUAAGGCUCAGUUGCCAAAAUUCCCUAGAUUACCAUUUGAUAACAAAAGCAAUGAGUUAGGAUUGAUGAAUAAUUCCAGCUCAUUUUACAGAUUUGAACAAGCUGAUGAAAGUUUUUUGAAUAGUUCAGAUGAAGACGAUGAAUUUUUAGUCAUUCCAAGAAGCUCAAUGUCGUCAAGAGUUCAAGAGGAGGAAUCUAAGAUCACUUUUGAAAGUACAAAGAAUUUCCUAUUGUUAGGUAAAGUGUUGAAUGAAUGGGAAUUAAUAGUUGAUGAAUAUGAAAAAUUCAUUAAACUAACAAAUGAAAUGGAUGAAUUGAAUCAUGAAGUUAAAGAUUAUGAAGAGUUUUUCCAUGAUCCAAUGUUGGUUGCUGAUAUUCCACCUACAAAAGUUAAUGGGUUCAAUGCCCAUGUAUGAAGUCAAUGAAAAUCAUUUAUUACGUUAUUUAAAAGAGAACAAGUCAUAAACUAAUUGUUUGUAAUCAUAAAAUCAUGUCAUUAUUUAUUUCUUCUUAAAAAAAAAGUUGUCUUGUAGGCGUGAGCAUUGUUGACAUUCAUGAAGUUGAAGUCGUCUCGCUUUCAUAUUGUGAGCUUUGUUCAAUUGGUGCAUCUCUUUCCUCAACAUCAACCCUGAAAUCAAUACCAUUAUCUUCAUCACGUCCAUAAAAUUCACCAGCUCUACCACUUCUCAACUCAAUAGGACGUUCCUUGUAAAUAAUAG
Molecule: messenger RNA, 2923 nt
Organism: Hansenula anomala
Lineage: Eukaryota; Fungi; Ascomycota; Saccharomycetes; Phaffomycetales; Wickerhamomycetaceae
Gene: AHK1
Product: Ahk1p
Exons: 1
Coding region: 20-2620 (866 amino acids)
Source: RefSeq, a predicted model, not a curated record